ACGGCGCUCUCCAGUCAGUCUGUUGCGUUUCGCGUUCCGUGGCUGUAUUGCGUACGGCGGCGUACGGAGUUUGCUGUUUGCGCUUGGGCGAGUGCCGCGAAUAUCUAAAGCGCGUGAAAAGCGUGACUGCUUGCGUGCGUGCGUGUGUGUGCAUUAAUUUGGGGCGCAAAAAAGCACGGCAGGAAGCAAGAAAGAGCACUUCGUGCACCGUGAAACGUUAACAAACAACCAAAACGCAACGGCCACAGUAUGGAUAACAGCCCACCGCCACCAUCCGCGCUGAACAACUUCCGCAUCCUGUACCUCGUGACGCAGCUGGUCGGCAUCACGAUCAUCAUCCUGGUGAGCUGCUGGAUCGGCAUCCACCUGAACGGGCUCGGCUGGUCCGCCCGUCCAUCAGUUCAGUUCAACUGGCAUCCGCUGCUCAUGUCCGUCGGCAUGAUAUUCCUCUACGGCAACUCGAUCCUAAUCUACCGUGGAUUCCGGUACGCACGCAAGAAGCCGCUCAAGAUUACGCACGCCACCAUCCACGGGGCGGCCUUCAUCUUUACCGUGGUCGCACUGGUUGCCGUCUUCGAUUCGCACAAUCUGGCCAAACCGAACCCGAUCCCGAACAUGUACACGCUGCACUCGUGGGUUGGACUGUCCGCCGUGAUACUGUUUUCGCUGCAGUAUGUGUUUGGAUUUGCGGCCUACCUUUUCCCGGGGGUACGUGAGCAGCUACGCGCCUCCUACAUGCCGGUGCACGUGUUUUUCGGCGUGGCUGGAUUCGUGAUGGCGAUCGCGGCCGCACUGCUGGGGCUGCUGGAGAAAGCCAUCUUCUCUGUCAAAGACUAUUCCGCACUGCCACCGCAAGCCGUACUGAUCAACACGAUCGGCAUGCUGUACAUCGUGUAUGGUGGGCUGGUCGUGUUUCUCGUCACCGAGCGUCAGUACAAGCGGCACCCGCUGCCGGAGGACGUGAUGCUACUGACGCACAGUGCUAGCGUUGGCUCGUCGUAAAUGCGCCGGACAGUUUCGCGUGACAACAUCUGGAUCUCUCACCCCAUUCACACACGCACAGCAACAUUCCAACCCACAAGGUGUACAGAUUGGAAUCGAAUCUAGCGAAGCACCCUAUGCCCAAUCGAAGCAUUAAAUAGUGUAGUGUUUGACCCAUCGAACAGGUGCAUUUGUGGCAGAGCCCCGCAAAGGGCGCAGAGCACAGACCUUUACUCUUAUUCGAGUGUGUAUUAUUAGUCAUUAUGAGAAAACGUGUAUAUGUAUGUGUGUGUAUAUAUAUACUUAUAGCACAAAGUACUUAGCUAAAGUAGAGCGAGAAACAAAAAAGAAGAUAAAAAGGACCCCUUAAAAAGGGGAGAUCCGGCAUGCUCAAUACCGUUAAACCCUCAAUCCCGUAUGGAGAAGCAGUACUUUUGCUGCGUUUUUAUUGCUUCAAACAAGGGCGAAAGUAAAUAACUGUCCUUUACGUUACAUUCGAGAAGCGUUACGUGCGAAAUGAAAUUCCCAAGCUGCCUUUUGGUUGAACGAGUAAGAGAAAUAAUAGAAAAAAACUAUAAAUAGGAUUUAAUAAGAUUAAAGCCUGUUCUGUCUAGUACUUUUCAUUAUAUGGUCAUGUUGAGGGCUAGUGAAAGACCAAUAUUUUGAAAUUUGAGUUUAAAAACCCCAGAUAAGUGGGUGAUUAACGAUUAAGUGUCGCUUUAAAACAACUAUGGGUUGACCUGUAUACUAUUCUGACCAAUAAUUCGUUGUGUAAUUACUCAUACCAUCCAGUACAAGUUUUUCCAAGAAGUUUUGGAUGCUUGCUUGGGUUUUUUUGUUGAUUUAAUUUUGUUUUAGAUUAGACUCACAAUAUUUGUUACCAUUUUCUUAAAAUGUUUAGAUUCGUUCCUAACUGUAUUGAUUGUUUUCCAAAAAUAAAAUGAAUUAUUGGUUUCAAAAAUCAUGCAACGAUGCCAAAAAAUCGUAGGAAUGGUUUAAAAAUAUAAGGAAAGUGGUUAAAGUUGUGAAAAGAUUUCAAAUAGUUUUGGAAAACACCUUAAAUAAUUAUUUGAUGGAACACCCUAAAACUCCCUGAAAAACAAUAAAAAAGGAAACCUUUUUAAUCUCGACAACUAUAACAAACGUGCAAACCAAAACUGCUGCUUGGGUUUGAGGCUUACAAGCGUUACGCGUAACGCUUACACCAACGUAACGUAGAGGGCUACUGUUUUCCUUUCCCGACCCGUCCUUACAAUACAGACAAACGGCUAAUCUAUAUUCUAAUAAAACCAUAUUAUCAAAACUCAA
Anopheles merus is the source of this 2289-nucleotide messenger RNA. Its product is annotated as plasma membrane ascorbate-dependent reductase CYBRD1. The coding region runs from base 250 to 1002 and encodes 250 amino acids. The transcript is spliced from 5 exons. Gene Ontology annotation, molecular function: oxidoreductase activity. The record is from RefSeq and is a predicted model, not a curated record. NCBI's taxonomy places the organism in Eukaryota, Metazoa, Arthropoda, Insecta, Diptera, Culicidae.